Cervus elaphus (red deer) is the source of this 3188-nucleotide messenger RNA. Its product is annotated as guanine nucleotide-binding protein G(s) subunit alpha isoforms XLas-like. The record is from RefSeq and is a predicted model, not a curated record. Lineage: Eukaryota; Metazoa; Chordata; Mammalia; Artiodactyla; Cervidae. The transcript is spliced from 2 exons. Bases 228 to 2258 code for a protein of 676 amino acids.
GCCAAGACUCAACAAGCAAAAGUAGACCUGUUUUUGCCAUGGUCUGGGGUUCGAGGCCUUGAACCCUUGAACCCCUAGACCUCACUAGGGUUGGAAAGUGAGGUAGGAGAACUUUCCAGCUGGUACUUUGAUUUAUUUUUUUUGAAAAUAAUUUUUUUCACCCUAGUUCGGUUGGGUGCUCCGUCUCACGGGGCCCCAAGUUUAUUUUAAGAAGCCGCCACCGUGUUAUGGGCGUGCGCAACUGCCUCGACGGCAAUAAUAUGUCAGGACAACGCAAUAACCCCCUUGAACUCGGGGAACAGCCCGAGCAACCACCUUUGGAGGCCCCAGGGGCAGCUGCCCCCGGUGCUGGGCCUGGCCCAGCCGAAGAGAUGGAGACCCCACCGCCUCACAGCGAGCCCAUCCCCAUCGAGACUGAAGGCGAAGCCUGUGGACCCCCAGAGAUCUCCAGACCCAACUUCCAGGACCUCAGCCAGGCCAUCAAGGAAGCCGGGGCCCAUGGAGGGUACAGCCCACCUCCCGAGGAAGCCAUGCCCUUCGAGGUCGAGCAGGCCAGCUUGGGAAGCUUCUGGCCUACCCUGGAGCAUCCUGGAGACACCACUGGGACCAGUGCAGGCCUUGAGGCCUUCAGCCCACCGGUCAUGGAGCCCGGAGCCUCCCAUGAGGCCAUUCCAAGCCUGGGAAGCUACAGCCCUCCACCAGAAGAAGCUAUGCCUUUUGAGUUUGAGCAGCCUGACCAGGGAGACAACCAACCUCCCUUGCAGGUCUCAGACCUUGCUCCAGGAGGCCCAGGUUCGGUGGUCUUCAGGGCUCCUCCCGAGGAGCCCAGAGCCAUCAGACCUGCAAACGCAGGCAUCAGAGGAGGAUGCAGCCCUCCCCACGAGGAGGAUCUGCCAUUCGAGUUUGAUGGAGCAGCCUUGGGGGACGACAGCCCACCCCCUGGGCUCCCCCGAGCUAUCCCACAGAUCGACGGCGGUGGGGGCAGCCAGAUCACGACAGUCGCGGUCUCGAGUGCGAUCCUCCUCGCUCCCGCCGCGAACGAGCCCCCCCUCUGGGUCCCCGGCAUCAUCGGCAGCCCAUCUCGAGAGGCUGUCAGACCUCCUCCACACUUCGCGGGAGACAGCCCCCCGAUGGAGGUCUCCAGACCCCCGCGCGAGGUUGGCAGCGCCCCCGUUGGGGUCGAUGACGCUCCCGGCGACAUGGACAGCCCCCCAGUCGCGCUUGACGAUCUGCGCAUCGAGGUCUCCAGAGCGCCCGUUGAGAGAGAGCAAGCAGAGGGAGAGAGACCCCCAGCUGAGGGAGAAGCAGCCGAGAUGGAGGGAGGCUCAGCCACCACUGCCGCGGAGGGAGGCAAGGUCCCCGAUCCCGGGGACGGAGCCCCUGCCGCCGCCACCGAGGCAGCACUGGCCGCUCCAGCCGCCGAGGCAGCCUCGGCUGCUCCAGACCCCCCAGCCGCUGGAGCAGCCCCUGCCGCUCCUGCCGCCCCAGCCGCUCCUGCCGCCCCAGCCGCUUCUGUCGCUGGGGCAGCCCCGGCCGCUCUUGUCACCAGGGGAGCCCCUGUUGGCCGAGCGGCUCCUGUCCCCCGGGCAGCCACUGUCCCCCGGGCAGCCACUGUCCCCCGGGCAGCCUCCGUUCCCCGGGCCACUCCUAUCACCUGGGCAAACCCCGCCUCGGGAGCCCGACCCGAGAUCAGUUUCCUUAGACCCCCAAGCCCAGAGAUCCAGGCUGCCGAUCCGCCUGUUCCGCAGCCUCCGCGCGCAUCUGCCUGGCGGGGCAGGUCAGAGCCCAGCUGCUGUUACCUCUACAACGACCAGAUAUCGGUCAGCAGCGACAGCGGAGACGAAUCCGACGAUGGGACCUUCGGAUGCCGCCGCUGGUUUUCGUCCAAGCGAAACCGCCGCCGCCGAAAGCCCCGGCGCAACUUGCUCCACAACUUCCUCGUCCGGGUCUUCGGAGGCUGCGUCUUUGGAUCCGAGAGCCCCCAGUUCAGAGGCUCCUUCAGCCCCAAGGUCAAGAAGGUUGCCUUGGCGGAGAAGCGCAGACAAGACCGCAAGGAAAACGCGGGGAAGCAUGGCCAGAAGUGGUCCGAGAAGAGACACAGCCAGCUCACCAACAAGCAACUCCAGAACAAGAAGAUGGACAACUCGCAUACGCACCGCAUGCUGUUUCUAGCUGGACAAACCAGCGCCAGCGAUCGUAAGACCACGUCGCCGAGUCGUGGGGUGGGGGACGGCAAGAAAGGCGGGGGCUUCAGGUGAGCCAGGAACUGCGGGGCGGGGGGGUGGGGUGGGAGGGCGCUCGGGGGUCGCUCAUGCUAGCUGGCUGGGGCCGUUGGUGGGUUGGGGGUUGAUGGAGAACGUGCGUCCCUGCCUCGCCCGGCACGGCUUUCCCUUGUCGGACAGCUUGUUGUGGGUGUGCAUCGGUGUCCACAUUGUGUCCGCCUGUGCAUGGUAUCCUCAAGUGUUCUCCAACCCCCAUCCCUGACACCCCCCAUAUUACCCGCCGACUGUGUAGUGGGGAAUGGGCUGUCUUGUGUUUUGAGCCAUUGCGCGGGCAAAAACUUUCCGUGUACACACACUCCGGCGGUACCUGUGUGCUGGCGCUGGCGCUCUGCAGCGGGCGGCGCGAAACUGGCGGCGCGAAAAGCCUGAGAAAGUAGCGGGAGAUGCCCGGGGGGAUAUGGGGCCGCUAGCUGAGCUGGGGGCGGGGGCCGCCUCCGGGCGGCCUCCAUAACCUAUUUUCUGUCUGUCUUUCUCUCUUUUUUCCCCUUUGCGCUAAGCGUUUCCUCACUUCUUAUUCGUUCGCCAAACCCUCCCGCCUUUACGGUUGAAAAACCAGACACGCAGGUAUCUGGGGCGUCCGGGACUGUGCGCAAAAAUUUGGUAUUCUGCACACAUUCGGCUUACCUGGUGGGGGAUGAAGGGAGGAGGGGCAAAAAAGUCGUACUUAACCUUCUGCAGGCGAGUUCGGAUCCCGAACCACACCGGGGCUGGUUCCAGGGGCUGGGCGUGGCUAUGUUUAAAAACUAUGAAAUCAUUUUUUUUUUUAAUCUAGGGAAGAGCCUGAGGUAAGCCAAUCCUUUACCCUUUUUCCGGAUACAGUAGGAGGGGCUUGGUUCUAAGAGAGGGGUUAUGCGUUGGGAGUGGAAUGCCCAUCUUGUGUUUGAAAUGCAAUUCAAAUAAAACUUU